Aspergillus oryzae RIB40 is the source of this 498-nucleotide messenger RNA. Its product is annotated as peptidylprolyl isomerase. The record is from RefSeq and is a predicted model, not a curated record. The transcript is spliced from 4 exons. Lineage: Eukaryota; Fungi; Ascomycota; Eurotiomycetes; Eurotiales; Aspergillaceae. Gene Ontology annotation, molecular function: peptidyl-prolyl cis-trans isomerase activity. The coding region runs from base 1 to 498 and encodes 165 amino acids. Gene Ontology annotation, biological process: protein folding; protein peptidyl-prolyl isomerization.
AUGGCCCGGCCUAUUGUCUUCUUCGACAUCGCAGUCAAUGGCACCCCCCAGGGUCGCAUCGAAUUUGAGCUAUUCUCGGACGUCACACCUAGAACCGCAGAGAACUUUCGCGCCCUUUGCACCGGUGAAAAGGGAUUCGGGUACAAGGGAAGCUCUUUCCACCGUGUAAUCCCGCAGUUCAUGCUGCAGGGUGGUGACUUCACCCGUGGAGAUGGCACCGGCGGUCGAUCCAUUUACGGCGAAACCUUCCCCGACGAGAAUUUCCAGUUGAAGCACGACAGACCCGGUCUCCUCUCUAUGGCCAAUGCUGGCCCGGGCACAAAUGGCUCUCAAUUCUUCAUCACCACAGUUGUCACAGAUUGGUUGGAUGGAGCCCACGUCGUCUUUGGCCAAGUUACUAAAGGCUUCGAACUGGUUAAAUUGAUCGAAUCCUUCGGAACUCCCCAGGGUACACCCCGUGCCAGAGUCCAGAUUACCGAGUCUGGUCAGCUUCAAUAA